GCAGUCAUGUUUAGGGCAGACAAUCAGUCAUAUGAGUGAAGUGACAGUUGUUUGUCAUGUGGUCUCUGUCCGGGAUUUGUGUCUCUUUUGCCAAUAAAGCCAUUUAAGCCCCUGAGUUGUUUGACUCAAUUAUCACAAUUUGGAUCAACUGGUAAUUAUAAUGUCGGAUAUAUUGGUGGAUGCGUUGCCAUACAUUGAUUUAGGAUAUGAAGAGCCCGGUGUUCGCGAAGCUGUUCUUGAGAUGGUGUCUGAAGAGACACGAAGAUAUAAGCCGACGAAGAACUACUUGGAGAACUUGUCGGACAUGAAUCUCAAGCACUUCCAGACGGAUCUGUUGCGUAAUGAGUUGGAGCGCAUUGAGAACAGACAGCCAAUGGAAAUGUUGUCAAUGAAGAGAUACGAAAUGCCGGGUCCGGCGCCCGGAAAGAUGACAGACAUGUCCUCGUGGUCUGAAUCGGUCAACAACUCUAUGGCACAACUCGAACAUCAGGCCAUACGUAUCGAUAACUUGGAUCUCAUGCAGAAGUUUGGACCCGAAAGUUGGAAACAAUACAAUCAACUGUUAACUCAAAUACAGUCAAACGCUCAAAAAAAUCUUCACGACUUAAGGAAACGCAUACAAGAAGUCAAUUGGCAAAGAAAGAGCUCACAGACUGCGGCCGGCGAUAGGAUUAGACAUCUCGAGUCAGAAUGGGUGGCAUUGGUGUCCAAAAAUUAUGAAAUUGAAAGACAAUGUCUUAACUUAGAGAUUGAAAUUCAAGAAUCGGAACAAAAACUCAAUGAUUUGCAAAACAAUGAGUCAAAUAAAACAAAUAAUAAUAAUAAUAAUAAAACUGAAAACAAGAAACUGUAA
Messenger RNA from Oppia nitens, 853 nucleotides. RefSeq names its product pre-mRNA-splicing factor SPF27-like (gene BCAS2). Gene Ontology annotation, cellular component: Prp19 complex; catalytic step 2 spliceosome; precatalytic spliceosome. Lineage: Eukaryota; Metazoa; Arthropoda; Arachnida; Sarcoptiformes; Oppiidae. Gene Ontology annotation, biological process: mRNA processing. The record is from RefSeq and is a predicted model, not a curated record. The coding region runs from base 161 to 853 and encodes 230 amino acids. The transcript has 3 exons.